AUGACGCAGCAACACCUUUUCCAGGCCGCGGUGAGAAUGUCGCUGUUGCUAAGGGCAGCCAAGUCACCAAGGAGAAGACAGAAGAAAUUACAGGCCUUUGCAGGACAAAGAAAACCAAUAUUGUGGCGUGAGAGUGGAGUUGGGAUGGGGCUACGCUACAGGCUGACCCUUGUGACCGGCCUGCUGGAGUGCCUGUGUUUUGCGGGGGUUGUUUUUGGCUGGGCAUCUCUUGUGUUUGUCCUCAAAACAGAUGGAUACUUCAGUGAUCUUUGUGCCAAUGUGACUGGACCAAACAGCAGCCAAAUCACAGAUUGCAUUGGGCAGGAUGAGCAAUUUUCCCUGGUUUUUACUGUGGCUUCCUUCUUGAACAACUUCCUCUCUCUGCCAAAUGGAUUCAUAUUUGACCACUUUGGUACCAUGGCAACCAGGUUUCUGGCAAUAUUUCUCUAUACCACCGGGACCUUACUGAUGGGACUGUCCAAUGCAGCUCUCUCCAUCCUGCUCUUUCCAGCUUUGUCCCUUAUUGCAGUGGGAGGAAUUUUGUUCCUCAUGACAAAUAUACAGGUGGGGAACCUCUUUGGAGCUCAUCGUUCCACCAUCAUCACUCUUUACAAUGGCGCCUUUGAUUCUUCAUCAGCAGUGUUCCUCAUUAUAAAGGUGCUACACGAGGGAAGCGUGUCUCUCCAUCACUCCUUCAUCUUCCUCUCCGUCUGCAGUGUCCUUCACAUCUUGCGCACUGUCUUCCUUAUGCCUAAGUCACACAUCCCCUACCCAAUCCCAGACAACUAUACAUAUGGGGUCAGCUGUGCCCAGUCAGACAGCUACAAUGUGGAGAAGUAUGAGGCGACCAGGGAGAAAAAGCAAACAUUUGAAGGAGAACACCAGAGGGAGACAGACGACAUGCCUCUGAAGUCUAGAGACAAGCCAGAUCAGGAAGACACUGGAGGAAAUGAGCUCAGUUUUAAAAGCUGUGUCCUGUCCUGGUUCUUCCUUUGGCAUCUGGUUUGGCUCUCAGUGCUGCAGCUGCGUCACUACCUCUUCAUUGGUACUUUGAACUCCAUGCUGAACCGGCUGACCAAUCAGAAUCCAGCUCUGGUGAGUCAAUACACCAAUGCAUUUGCCUUCACUCAACUCUGUGGCAUUCUCUGCGCCCCAUGGAAUGGUCUCCUUAUGGACAGAAACAAGGGAAAGCCUCUGGCAGCAGGAGCCACAGAGAGAGAAGAGGAUCUGCGCUCCUCCGUUCUCUCCCUCUUUCUCACCUCCCUUCAGUGCCUCCUGUUUUCUGUGUGUGCAGCCUCCCCCGUCCUCCCUCUCCAGUACCUCACCUUUAUCCUGCAGGUUCUCAAUCGCUCCUUUCUGUAUGGGGGAAAUGCAGCAUUCAUCAGUAUUGCUUUCCCUGCUUGUCAUUUUGGAAAACUGUAUGGACUUGUGAUGUCCCUUUCUGCAGUGGUAUCAUUGUUGCAGUAUCCAUGUUUUACUCUGGUCAAAGAUGUCCUGGGCGGAGACCCCUUCUUUGUCAACAUUGGUCUGACCCUCCUUACAUUACUUGCUUUCAUUCACCCACUGUUUGUCUACCUCCACUGCAGGAGACUGGCUAAUAACAGGCAGAAAAUGCAAGAAGUCACAUGUUCUGAUCCUCCGACUAGAGAAGUCUCAUUAUAG
This is a messenger RNA of Chanos chanos (milkfish), 1662 nucleotides long. Its product is annotated as solute carrier family 43 member 3-like. NCBI's taxonomy places the organism in Eukaryota, Metazoa, Chordata, Actinopteri, Gonorynchiformes, Chanidae. The record is from RefSeq and is a predicted model, not a curated record. Gene Ontology annotation, molecular function: transmembrane transporter activity. Gene Ontology annotation, biological process: transmembrane transport. The transcript is spliced from 13 exons. Bases 1 to 1662 code for a protein of 553 amino acids.